AGUCGCGUUGCGCUGCGCAGCGCACACAUGCCCGUGCUCUCCACUAUACAUCGCCCUGUUCCUCCUCUGAACAGCCCGUGUCACCACCGGCCGCCGUGCCCCUACCUCUCUUCCCCCCUCCCAAUCACAUCUCUCUCUCUCUCUCUCUGAAAAGCAAGCGUGCGGGUGCCUGUGAGGCCUGUGAGUCCGUGCAGUGGCGGACUGACGCCGGCGGUGGCAGGCUAGCUGGCGCUCGCGCACGCACGCCCUCGCGGCCGGCUUGGAGCGUUGCGGGAGAAUCGACCGAUCAGCUCACUUCGUCAGUCGUGCGGCCGCCGGCGGCCGGCUUGCUGCGUGCCUGAUCCUCGCCUGUCGCCAGCUCGCCAUUACCGGCGAGAGCGCGAGCUAGCUCCGGGCCUCCUCUCCGGUCCAGCUUCCGGCGGCCGGGAGCUCAGUCGCUGCGUGCCACCAGCCUCCGCGCCGCGUCGCGGUGGUUGCCGUUCUCUCGCGGCCGGCUGGGUCGAGGAGCGCGCGCGCGACAUCUUCGACCUUCUUCCGCGGCGAUGGGCGCCGAGAGCGGCCGCCGCCGCCGCGGCGCUGCCGCACUACUCGUCGCCGUCCUCCUCGCCGCGGCCAUAGUUGCCACGGCGGGGCGGCCGGUCCGUCUGCCGGCGGCGGCGCUGGCGAGGAGGCGGAUUGACUCGUCGACGACGGCGGCGAUCGCCGGUAGCGUGUGGCGGGCGGACGGCAGCGGCGUCGUCGUCCCAGCUCGCCGGCGGUGGCUGAUCGGGCCGGGGUCGUCGCCGCCGACGUGCCGCGCGCGGUGCGGACGGUGCACGCCGUGCCGGCCGACCCGGGUGGCGAUCCAGCCCGGCGUCGGCCCGCAGUGGGAGUACUACCCGGAGGUGUGGCGCUGCAAGUGCGGCAACAAGCUCUUCAUGCCCUGAUGAGCACGGCCGGCGGGGGUGAUCUUGCUUGUUCUUGAAUUGGAGGAGAAAAGUGCCGGCCGGGAGGUGCCGGUGGUUUUGCAAAAAGGGUACGGACGUAAACAAAAAAAGAAGACGGUGCUGGUUAGGUAAUUAGGCGUGCGUGCGUGUGCGACCGUGAUGUUUGUGUAUAUGCAAAUCAAGAUCUUAACUACGUACUACUUCUACAUGUCAUUGCUCUUUUCUUUUUCUUCCUUUUUUUUGCUUUCAAACUGUUUCAUUUUCUUAAAAAAUUCUUGGACAGCAUUCAGGCCUUGUAAGUAUGAUGCAGAAGUACCUUUACAUGGGGUUAAUUACACUGUAUGUUGAUGCA
Panicum virgatum (switchgrass) is the source of this 1278-nucleotide messenger RNA. Its product is annotated as EPIDERMAL PATTERNING FACTOR-like protein 4. The record is from RefSeq and is a predicted model, not a curated record. Gene Ontology annotation, biological process: guard cell differentiation; stomatal complex development. The coding region runs from base 543 to 926 and encodes 127 amino acids. The transcript is spliced from 2 exons. Lineage: Eukaryota; Viridiplantae; Streptophyta; Magnoliopsida; Poales; Poaceae.